UUUUGUCUUGUUUAUAAAAGUGUUGAAGUGGUAACACAAUUGUAUUAUAGUGGCCACACUGAUCCAACUUGUCUUGUUUGUUGUCGAACACUUUGGAAGCGUAGCUGUUUUCUCCGUAACGUUAGCAGUUAGCUAACAAGCUAAUAUGUCCACACAUCUUUACAUAAGUCGUCAUUAUUGUGUAACUUUAGCUAGCUAGCUAGCCAGCCAACGUCGUUAUGGUCUAGCUAUCCACUGCCUUUAAUAGAAAAGGAGUAAGCAAACUGAAAUGUACAGGCUUUAAUCUGAUUAACAGUUGGGGUGAAUUCCAUUUAAAUUCAGUCAAUGCAAGAGCUUUCCAAUACAGAUCGUUAAAUUCUUGAACUGGACUCAACAUGUUGGUAAACAGCAGAGAGGAAGCGAGAGGCCCAACUGGUCGGAAAAUCUGUCUCCCUCCUUUCGCCCACCAAGGAAGUUGUUUUUGUAUGGAGGUCAAUGGGUGUCGAAUUUGGUCAACAAAAAAUAAAUGGCUUAUUUGUUACGUGAGGUUUAUUUGAUCGAAUAAAAGUUUUGUAAUGUUUAAGUUGUUACGAGUGUGCUGAUAUAUGCAACUUUGAGGAAAAAACGUUUAUCGGAGAUGGCGAGGCAUAUUGAUGUCAUGAGGAUAGUAGCAUAGUGUCUUCUCUCGCCAUUGAAUACCGGCGGUUGACGCCAACAACCCUCAUCGAAUAUUUUUUUAAAGUAUUACAAUGAGAUGUAUCCACUAAUCUUAAGAACUAGACAGCCCACCGCGCAGCUGUGUGGACAACGUUUCCCGUUGUUAGGGCGGAGAGACGUGUAUCUUGUCAGUAUAUCCAUACUCUAAGUUAUUGGCAUGGCUGUUUUGACCUUUUGCUUCUGGGGCAGUGGUAUUCAAAGUCGUGAUCGCGGGGAACUUCAGAGGGGACGUAAAAUAUAUAUAUUUUUGUAACAAAAUUAAGAGGACAGAUUAUUUAAUGGGACAAUAUACAAACGUUUUUGAGAAAGAUAAUUUGAAAAAUAAAAUGUUAUGUAUUUAUUGGUUUCUUUGAUUAACAUGUAAUGAAUUGAAGGUUAUUUGUUGAUGUGUCAUUAGAUUUGGGGUGGAAAAAAUGCUGUCCCCAGAAACUGACUGGAAAAAAAUGGGGUCCCCACUGAACAAGUUUGAAUACCACAGCUCUGGGGACAUGUAUCUGGAGCCAAAAGGGGUUGACGGAAGCGUACAACCCAACUGAGCCAUGUCGUCGCGUGUGCUGCUUCGGCAGCAGCUGAUGCGGGAACAAGCCCAGGAACAAGAGAGACGGGAGGCCCAGCAGCAGGACUCUGUGGCUCAGCUCAGGGCAACUGACUCCACCCCUGCCAUCUAUGUCACUCUGCCCCCAAUGGCUGCUCGCCCUCCACCCGCACAGGUGCCCGUGGAGGUGUUGAAGGUGCAGACCCAUCUGGAGAACCCCACCAAGUAUCACAUCCAGCAGUCUCAGAGGCAGCAGGUGAAGGAGUAUCUCUCCACCACCCUCGGCAAUAAGGUGGCACCUCAAAUCCUAGGUGUAUCUCCCUUGCCACUGUCUAGCUCUGCCCCUGAGAUGGCUCCCACAGCCCUCAGUGCUCCAAACAGCCCAAUGGCUUUACUCAACCUGGGAUCCAACAAAGAGGAGAUAGAUGGCGUAAUUGACGACAUCAUCAGCCUUGAAUCAAGUUUCAAUGAUGACUUCAUGACGUUAAUUGACUUGGGUCUACAGCUGCCUAGUACACUCCCUGGGAACCUCCUGGAUAUAUACCAUAGUCCUGGAAUGGCAGCACCUACCCUCACUGUCAGCAACUCCUGCCCUGCGGAUCUGACCAAUAUUAAAAGGGAAUACUCUGAUACCAAAGUGCUGGUGAAAGAGAGACAGAAGAAGGACAACCAUAACCUCAUUGAGAGGAGGCGGAGGUUUAACAUCAAUGACCGCAUAACGGAGCUGGGGGCCAUAAUACCCAAGUCAAGUGACCCGGAGACGCGCUGGAAUAAGGGCACCAUUCUGAAGGCCUCGGUGGACUACAUCAGGAAGCUGCAGAAGGAGCAGCAGAGAGCCAAGGAGGUAGAGAUGCGUCAGAAGAAGCUGGAACAUGCUAACCACAGCUUGAUGCUGCGCAUCCAGGAGUUGGAGAUGCAGGCUCAGCUCCAUGGCCUGAUGUCCCCUGGCCUGAGUUCAGACCCCUCCCUCCUUCAGCAGCAGCACCUUCAGCAGGGAGACCAUAAACUGGGGCCCAGCUCUGGAGAGGCCUGCUCCCAAACCUUUCUCAGCCUGGGGGCGGCAGCCAUGGCGCAGCCUGUCCUUACCUCCUCCCCACCUUCCUCUGACUCCCCUGUUGUUGUGACCAUAAGCAGCCCCCUGGAUCUGGGCAGUGUCAGCUUCACCGAGCUGGAUGAUCCCUCCAAUGCUGGGCUGUACCUAGACGUGGGGUUAGGGGACAUCAUCAUGGACGAGGGGUACACACUGUCCCCAGAGAGGGUGGACCCACUGUUUUUCGUGUCACCAGGUGCCUCAAAGACCAGCAGUCGUAGGAGCAGCUUCAGUAUGGAGGAGGACUUGUAGCAGGGACAUACUGGGGUCAAACUAGUAGAGAGAGACCAGGGAGUUGGGUAAUGAGAGGGUUGGGGAAAGAAGGAGGAGCACUGGAAAAUAAGAGCUAGAACACUGCAUAUGGCACUGGACUCUGCUUUAAAACAAACAGCCAAUGGUUUCACAAAAAAUGACUUUGAUCUGAAUCAGUCCAAAAUAAAUGGCUACCCUUUCCUCCCUUACCAAGUUAAUAUUGGUCCCUGAACUUAGAACCCCCCCCCCCCUUUUCAGCACACCAUCAAUGAUAAAUGCAAUCAUUUUAAAAUGGAACAUAGUAAAAUUAGGAUAUGGACAUUUGAUUAAAAAAAAUAAAAAAAAUAUUUUUCUUGCAAGCCUCAACUCAACCAAGAUUUCCCUGCACAGACAUUAAAGAGGAAAUAGAGUGGUGGUUUAGUUAAGUACAGUAUAUUAUUGCUUCAUUGUAGAGUAUAUACUUUGUGCACUUUGUAACUUUUGUGGGAAGGUUCUUGUCUAUUUUGUGAAAUUGGCAUGAACUACAUAACAGGUGCUUUAUUGAAUUUAGGUAUUUUUUUAACUGAGUUGAAAAUCAGGAUUUCUAUAGUUUAAAGUACAUAAGUGAAUGCAUUUUACAGAUCUCAUGUUUGUCUAACAAAAAUGUACCAAAGGGAUAUUUUAUUAAAUAUAUAAGGCACAUAGUUUGUGAUUUAAAAAAAAAUAUUUGAUAACCUCUUAAAACAAAAAAUAUAUAUUUACUGUAUCUUACAUUUUUUAAAAUAUUUGUGAACUUUCAAAACAUGUUUGUUGCACCUUUUCCUGUUGUCUAUGCAUUUUUAAAAAGCUUUUGUCUGUUGAAUGGCUAUACAGCCGGUAUGUAACUGAACUUACAAUGAACAAAAUAAAUAUAGAAGUAAAGCAAAAGCUGCUGCAGCUAGUCAGCCAAAGCAGGCCACCUUUCACAGAAUGAUCAUAGAUUUAAGUCUUUAUACGGGUGCAUUAUAUAUAUUUUUUUAUAGUCAAUGAAAUUAUAGCUUUAACGUUUGGCACUAAUCUCUGAAACACUGCAUGCUGUGUGUGUUGCAGAAACGUACUGGGCUAUGCAGUAUAUUUCUUAGACGGUCAUAUGGUAAUUUGUGAUGAUAAUAAUAUGAUUAUGUUGACUAAGAUUUCUAUAGCGAUUUUCCAAGGCCUUGUCACAUAGACUUGACAUCUAGCUCUAGACAUACAGUUACCUUUUUCUGAGUCAUCUAAUCUGAAAAUGUGUAACAUUCCACAUGUUUUUCCAAGAGACUGAAGUCUGCGCAUGGUUAGUGCGUAUCACUCCUCUAGCCCUCAGUCUUUCUUUCAUUUGUAUUGACAAGCUUUUCAAAGAAAGUACGUUCGUUAGCAGUAUAUGUUAGGGAUCUGUUUUUCUAUGUAUUGUAAAUUGAUGCUUCCCAGAUGCUGUUGAAACAUUUGUGCCUUUCCUCCAUGUCAAGGAAGAAGAAUGCAGAGUCUACUCUCCUAACAGGCUUUUAUUUAAAAAACAUAAAAAGAGAUGAAAAUGUUUGACACAUGAACUCAAAAAACAAUGCAAUAUGUCUGAUUAUCUGAAUGUUUUAAAAAAAAAUGCAGUUUAGUGUUACUUGAACUGCGGCUGUGGUUUGAUAUGACAUCCUCUAUUUGGAAUCAUUUAGAAAAAUAUAUAUUGCUGUUCUGAUUUUCACUUAUGGUUCUGCGUUUACUGGAACACAAACCUUUAACGGCUUUAAAGGGAAUAUAUUGUUGGCCACUUUGAAUUAUAUUUGAAAGUGUAUUGAAUUACUUGCUUUUUCUAUACUCAGCAAUAUUAAGCAAUCUGUCACUCUUUACUGUUUUCUGGUAUGUUUUAUUUUAACCAAAAUAAAAAUGUAGAAAAAACUUUUGCUCAUGUUUUAUGCUUUUCACUGCAGUGAUGAAAUUUAAAUUCCAUGCUUUGUCUUGUUGAUCAUGACAUUUCACAAUGGACAAAGUAAAGGGUUUUCAGAGUGCAAUGUGUCUCAAUGGUUGGGCUUCAUUGUUCCAAACACCCUUUUCUUGCAUACCCACUGCUUUCUCAGACUGGUAUUUGAUAUUUUAUUAGGAUCCCCAUUAUCUACUGCUAAUGCAGCAGCUACUCUUUCUGGGGUCCACACAAAACAUAAAACAUGAGGUAAUGCAUAACAUUAACAGACAAGUUCAUCACAAGGACAAUAUAUUUGAAAAUGUCUACAUUGAUCAGUCCAAAAUGUCUUUUAAAUUCUGUCAUGGAAAUUAUUGUACAGUUGAAGUCGGAAGUUUACAUACACUUAAGUUGGAGUCAUUAAAACUUGUUUUUCAACCACUCCACAAAUUUCUUGUUAGCAAACUAUAGUUUUAGUAGGUCGGUUAGGACAUCUACUUUGUGCAUGACACAAGUCAUUUUUCCAACAAAUGUUUACAGACCGAUUAUUUCACUUAUAAUUCACUGUGUGCCUUUAAACAGCUUGGAAAAUUCCAGAAAAUGAUGUCAUGGCUUUAGAAGCUUCUGAUAGGCUAAUUGACAUUAUUUGAGUUAAUUGGAGGUGUACCUGUGGAUGUAUUUCAAGGCCUAUCUUAAAACUCAGUGCCUCUUUGCUUAACAUCAUGGGGAAAGGAAACCUGUACAAAAGUAUCUAUAUCCAGAGUAAAACGAGUCCUAUAUCGACAACCUGAAAGGCCGCUCAGCAAGGAAGAAGCCACUGCUCCAAACCCGCCAUAAAAAAGCCAGACUAAGGUUUGCAACUGCACAUGGGGACAAAGGUUGUACUUUUGGAGAACUGUCCUCUGGUCUGAUGAAACAAAAAUAGAACUGUUUGGCAAUAAUGACCAUCGUUAUGUUUGGAGGAAAAAGGGGGAGGCUUGCAAGCCGAAGAACACCAUCCCAACCGUGAAGCACGGGGUGGCAGCAUCAUGUUGUGGGUGUGCUUUGCUGCAGGAGGGACUGUGGUGCACUUCACAAAAUAGAUGGCAUCAUGAGAAAGGAAAAUGAUGUGUAUAUAUUGAAGCAACAUCUGAAGACAUCAGUUAGGAAGUUAAAGCUUGGUCACAAAUGGGUCUUCCAAAUGGACAAUGACCCCAAGCAUACUUCCAAAGUUGUGGCAAAAUGGCUUAAGGACAACAAGGUAUUGGAGUGGCCAUCACAAAGCCCUGACCUCAAUCCCAUAGAAAAUUUGUGGGCAGAACUGAAAAAGCGUGUGCGAGCAAGGAGGCCUACAAACCUGACUCAGUUAUACCAGCUCUGUCAGAAGGAAUGGGCCAAAAUUCACCCAACUUAUUGUGGGAAUCUUGUGGAAGGCUACCCGAAACAUUUGACCCAAGUUAAACAAUUUAAAGGCAAUGCUACCAAAUACUAAUUGAGUGUAUGUAAACUUCUGACACACUGAGAAUGUGGUGAAAGAAAUAAAAGCUGAAAUAAAUCACUCUCUCUACUAUUAUUCUGACAUUUCACAUUCUUAAAAUGAAGUGGUGAUCCUAACUGACCUAAGACAGAUCAUUUUUCUUAGUAUUAAAUUUCAGGAAUUGUGAAAAACUGAGUUUAAAUAUAUUUGGCUAAGGUGUAUGUAAACUUCCGACUUCAACUGUACAUCCUAUUACCACGUUACGGUUUCUAUUUCUUCAUUUUUCCAUGUGGGCCAAUUCAUCAGUGAUAUUGGUUCUUAUAGAAUCCAUGACAUUUUCUUCAAUGUUGUUAUAGUGUUCUUAAUUAUGAAGUUGUUAAUGUUCUUAGCUUCAUCCUUUGAAAACCGACACGUGAAAAGAUUCUAAGGAUGACCUUGUGUCUCUUCAUUAUGUACCCAUUUUUCCUCUUUAGUGCAUUUAACAAUAUGUCGCUAGUAAAAGCCUUGGGUGGCGAGUUGAUACAAUUCCAAAUCUGGAAGGUUAAAAUCACCCUCAGAUUUAAGAACAUGUACCAUGUUUAAGAACAUGAACUUUCCUAUUUGUUCUAUGAGUUUUAUUUUUCCAUAUGAAAUCUGUUAUGGCAGGGUAUACUUUUUUAAAGCAUGUUUUCAGUGGGUUAAUUGGUAUUACUGAAAAUAAAUAUAUUAACCUUUGGAGAAAUGCCAUUCUAAUGAGGUUCAAAAGAUACACAAGAUUUACCUGAAUGAUUUAUGGGGAGGUUGUUUCAUUUAGUUAGAUCUGUUUUCAUGUUGUUGAGUAACGGGAUAAAGUUAUCUUUAUAUAUUUGUUGUCACUUAUCAAGCAUUCUAAGUAUUUAAUAUUUGUUGUGGUCUACUUAAAGGAUUGCUGUAGAUCAUGAGUCAUUUAAUUUUUCUUAUUGCAAUUAUUUCAGUUUUUUUCACGUAACUUUUAUAUCCUGAUAUUUUAGAGUAUUUUGAUAAUAUAUAUUUUUUGUAAAAUAUAUUUAUUAGAAUUCUUUUUUUUUUUUUCUUUUUUUUUUUUUACAAUUUAACAAUCAUCCAAAUAUGACACAGAUAAUGCCCCGUUAUUCCUUCCAUCUACACAGCACUGAAUUGAGUGACGUGUGUUGUCAUUUGAGUAAAUAGGGGAGAUACAUAAUAUUAAAUAUAAUUCUAUGGGAAAGCUGUCCAUCCAUGGUGCUUUUCUCCACACAAAUGUUUUAACAGUGUCCAAUAUUUAUUUUUGAGUGAUUUCCGUGUUUAGUGAUGAAGAUUUUUAUCUGCUUCGGGGUUAUUGAGUCUAAGAAGGCUGUAAGAUCAGUCCAAUUCUGGUUUAUAUAGAUUUUCAUAGAAUCUUUUUAAAUUGUUAUUAAUUGCGUUGCUAUUUCUAAUUAAAGCAUUUGUAUCCUUAUCUUUUAUAACUGGUUUGGUGUGUAUUUGUUUUGUGAGGUCUGCGAAAGGAUUUGCAAGGUUUAUUUGCCAUUAAAUAGUAUGCUUUAUUUGAGUUUAACCUGUAGUUGUUGGCUCUCUUCAAAAGUAAAAGGCAAUAUUCCUGCCUAAGUUCAGAAAUUGUAUUAUCAUCUUUUCCUUGUAAAGAUUUUUAUGGGCUUUUUCUAAGAUAGUGAUUUCUUUUUCAUUUUAAACUCAGAUUUAACUUUAGCUGAAUAUGAUAUUAUCAUUCCCCUAAUGUACACCUUAAAAACAUCCCAAAUUAUGUCAGAGGUCAGCUAUUCUCUGUCCUCCAUGUCUACAUUUGUAAUGGUAAAGGUCUUUAUGUUUUCAUUUACCUAUUUAAUACAUUUCAAGUCUUGAAGAUAUGCUCUGUUCAUUCUCCAUAUUCUGUCACUAAGUGUAUUUACUGUUGGUGUAAUUAAGCAUGAUACAGGAGAAAGAUCUGAUAUCACUAUAUCAUGGAUUUUAGAUGUUUGUUAAUUGUGUUCUUUUUAAAUAAAAAUGCAGUCAAUU
Salvelinus fontinalis (brook trout) is the source of this 7900-nucleotide messenger RNA. Its product is annotated as transcription factor E3-like. Bases 1236 to 2573 code for a protein of 445 amino acids. Lineage: Eukaryota; Metazoa; Chordata; Actinopteri; Salmoniformes; Salmonidae. Gene Ontology annotation, cellular component: nucleus. Gene Ontology annotation, molecular function: RNA polymerase II cis-regulatory region sequence-specific DNA binding; DNA-binding transcription factor activity, RNA polymerase II-specific; protein dimerization activity. The transcript is spliced from 9 exons. Gene Ontology annotation, biological process: regulation of transcription by RNA polymerase II. The record is from RefSeq and is a predicted model, not a curated record.